Molecule: messenger RNA, 1656 nt
Organism: Podarcis raffonei (Aeolian wall lizard)
Lineage: Eukaryota; Metazoa; Chordata; Lepidosauria; Squamata; Lacertidae
Gene: TMPRSS3
Product: transmembrane serine protease 3
Exons: 12
Coding region: 1-1656 (551 amino acids)
Biological process (GO): proteolysis
Cellular component (GO): membrane
Molecular function (GO): serine-type endopeptidase activity; protein binding
Source: RefSeq, a predicted model, not a curated record
AUGUUUUCUAGCCAAGGGCCAAACUUGACUGAUGUUCUGAACUCUAAAAUCAAGACAGCUGGGAUUUGGAAAGAUUCUGUUGAAGAAAUAGAUUCCAGUCCUGGAUCUGUUGAAAUUGUCUCCGUUGUAGAAGAUGAACUGCCAGGAUCUGAGCUCUGCUUUUUCUACAAAAGAUUGUUCUGCCUGCAACAAGCAAAAAUAGAUCCCGGUGAAAAUGAAAAUGGAGAGAUCUCAACACCUCCGUGCCAUGGCUUAAUUCCACUCGGGCAGCUUCCCCUUAUCCUCGCCUUAUUACUCACUGUAAUCAUAGCAGUUGCCAUUGGCCUGGGAGUUUACUUCAACUGCAUUGGGGGAUUUCGGUGCAGGUCGUCCUUCAGAUGUAUUGACCAAACAGCAAGAUGUGAUGGAGUCUUCAACUGUAGAGACGGAGAGGAUGAAUAUAGAUGUGUCAGACUGAGUGGCAAGAAGGCUGUGUUGCAAGUGUUUGCUUACGGAGCCUGGAGGACUGUGUGUUCAGAAAACUGGCAAGAAACCUAUGGAAGAGUUACAUGUAAAUACUUAGGUAUCUCAAGCUUUGUGAGUUCAAGGGCCUACCCAGUGACCGCUAUUGAAGAAGCGUUUCAGAGGCAUUUUGUUGCUGCAGAUCAUUGGUUGUCAGCCGAUCAGCUGACAUCUCCACAGAACACCACAUCCUUGCGAGAAGAGUGUGCCUCCGGCUAUGUGAUCAUCCUAAAAUGUUUGGCGUGUGGUGCUCGGUCCAGGUAUGCCCCCCGUAUAGUGGGAGGAAAUGCGUCGAUGCCCCAGCAAUGGCCAUGGCAAGCCAGCCUUCAGUUUCAAGGAUAUCAUUUGUGUGGUGGAUCUAUCAUCACCCCUUGGUGGAUUGUAACAGCAGCCCACUGUGUUUAUGAUUUGUACUUCCCAAGAGCUUGGAGUGUGUAUGCGGGCUUUGUAAUACUGGAAGAAGGCCCUGCUAAUCCAUAUUUAGUGGACAAAAUUAUAUACCAUAAAAAUUAUAAACCCAAAACAAUGAAGAAUGAUAUAGCAUUGAUUAGGCUGGCCAAACCACUUGCACUAAAUGGUAAUAUAGAGCCAAUUUGUCUUCCUAAUUAUGGAGAACAUUUUCCAGAGGGGAAAAUGUGUUGGAUAUCAGGAUGGGGAGCUGCAGAAGAAGGAGGUGAUACGUCAGAGAUUCUGAAUUAUGCUGGUGUCCCUUUGAUUUCUAACAAAGUGUGCAACCACAGAGAGGUCUAUGGGGGAAUCGUGGCUUCAUCAAUGCUCUGCGCAGGUUAUUUACAAGGAGGCAUAGACACAUGUCAGGGAGACAGUGGGGGACCAUUGGUAUGUGAAGAUCGGAAUACUUGGAAGCUGGUAGGAACAACCAGCUUUGGGGUGGGCUGUGCGGAAGAAAAUAAACCAGGGGUCUACAGUCGCAUCACCUCAUUUCUGGAUUGGAUACAUGAACAAAUGGAGGUUUACUUUCCAAUAGUUUCUUCUCCCCAGCCUUACCUUGAUAGUGGGGUCAAGGGGCUUACCUUAUCAAUGGUUUCCUUAAUUGCAACUUCUUCCCCCUGUUCCAUACAAGUGAAUGGAGCAAGGGGAGGCGAUUUGCACUCCUUUCAUGCAUUGUAUUAUGUUGGACAGAGGAGCAAUUGUUAA